UCAAUGUGAAUUAUUAUAAUAAUAACAUCGCGGGUUGGUUGUGUUCACGGUAAUCGCUGGUCCGAGUUACCGACUGUUUGUGUAAGGUAAAAACAAUAGUAUUUCCAUGGAUAGAUGGAAGAACCGUGUGGCUGUGGUUACGGGUUCGACUUCCGGUAUAGGAAGAGCCGUGACCUUAGUGUUGGCCGAGCAAGGUAUGACCGUUGUUGGAUUGGACUUGAAGGCAAACAAUAUUUGGGAGUUAAAGCCACGGUUAGAAGAAAUCAGAUUGCAUUUCAAGCAGUGUGAUGUGACCGAUGAACCGGCUGUGGUGAAGGCGUUCCGAUGGAUCGAAGAGACUCUGGGAGGAGUGGAUGUGCUGAUUAAUUGUGCGGGUGUCAACAAAAAAAACUCUAUGUUAGAUGGAAAAACAGAAGACUGGCAAGACAUUUGUAAUGUGAACGUAGUAGGUGUUUCGACAUGCACCCGCGAAGCUGUGAAAUCCAUGAAACGGCAUCAGAUAGACGACGGUCAUAUAGUUUACAUAUGUUCGUUAGCCGGUCACUUUGUUGGUGACCAGGCCAGCGACUCGAUGAUGUACAAAGCGACCAAGCAUGGAGUUCGAGUGCUGGCCGAAUGCCUUCGCAAAGAAUUGGUGGCGCAAAAAACAAACAUCCGAGUUACUAAUAUAAGUCCAUCGUUGACAAAUACAGAAAUGUAUAGAAACUCCGAUAAAAAAUUGCCGGACAACGAACCUAUACUUGAACCAGAGGACAUAGCCAAUGUAGUUGUGAAUGUCUUAAAAGCGCCGCCAAAAGUACAGAUAUCUGAAGUCAUCGUACGUCCCGUCAAUUCUCGUUAUUAACAAAUUUUUAAUAAUCAUUCUUUUGGUAUUUACCGCUGAUCAAGUAGCUCAUAUGGUCACAACAGACACGGUGUAAACAAAAAUAGUGUAUACAUUCAAGUUUUAGUCGAAUAAUUUUAUUUUUUAACUUAUCUAAAAUAUAUUUUCUUGAUAUGUCAAUAUUACAUACGUUUAGACGUUUAGUGCUGUCAUUAUCAAGAGAGAGAUACAAAACUUUACUGUGAAAUUAUAUAUAUCAAAUGAUUGGUCUUAAAUAUAAUUAUUAGAUAUAUAUUAUUAUUAAUUAGAUAUUGUGUUUGUAAUUAUAGUAAUACUCAAGACGCUAAGUCUUAAAUAAUAUUUUUUGGGGUUGCUCAU
Messenger RNA from Adelges cooleyi (spruce gall adelgid), 1201 nucleotides. RefSeq names its product farnesol dehydrogenase-like. Bases 107 to 844 code for a protein of 245 amino acids. The transcript is spliced from 6 exons. The record is from RefSeq and is a predicted model, not a curated record. NCBI's taxonomy places the organism in Eukaryota, Metazoa, Arthropoda, Insecta, Hemiptera, Adelgidae.